ACGCCACGUUCCUCCAUCGAAGACGUAUCAAGUUUUUUCUAUACCAAGCCGCCGGCGUUUUCAGCUCACAAUUACCGCCAUCGCUCUCACCCGUAAGCUCUAUGCCGGUUGUGUGGUGAACGGCUCUCCGUAUUCGGGCAAUUUGGACAGACAGAUCAUUGACACCAAGAUCCCAAGAUUUCAAUAUAAAGAGCCAUGUCGAUUAUUAGCAGAUCCAGACGGAUUUUCUCCAUAGUAUUGGAGAGCAAUAAGAAUCCUCGUUUGUAUUCCAGUGUCACUGCAAAUGCUCCCAAAGAACCCAUUAUCUCCUCUUCUAUCCUCAGUGAUCAAGCUGCAUCUUCAAUUCCACCUCCACCACCGGAAAGUGCAGCAGCCGCCAAAGGAGGUGGUGGACAGCCAUGGAGUUUUCUCAAGUAUUCUAUAAUUGCAGCAGUUACUGGAGGUGUUGCCACUGCUGGGUAUGCAACCUAUGCAUACAGUUUAGAAGAAGUUGAUGAGAAGACUAAGGCUUUUCGUGCAUCAACCAAAGUCUCUAUAGGUGAUGAUUUGUCUUCUUUUGAGAAAUUUCAAGCUAUGCUAAAAUCAACUGCAAUGACAGUUCCUGCUAAGUUAGUUGAGCUUUAUUUGGAUCUGCGUGCAUCUACAGAAGAACAUGUUCGAGGUUUUACUGAACCCUUGUCAGAUAAGCUCCUUCCAGAUUUGCACCCACAAGAACAACAUGUAUUUACAUUGGUUUUAGACCUCAAUGAAACUUUACUAUACUCCGAUUGGAAGCGUGAUCGAGGUUGGAGAACAUUUAAAAGACCAGGAGUUGAUGACUUUUUAGAGCAACUAGCUCGGUAUUAUGAAAUCAUAGUCUAUUCCGAUCAGCAGGCCAUGUAUGUUGAUCCUAUUGUUGAUAGAUUGGAUGGAAAUCACUGCAUAAGGUACAGGCUUUCAAGGGCUGCAACUAGAUAUCAAGAUGGGAAGCACUACAGAGAUUUGUCAAAACUUAACAGAGAUCCUUCAAGAAUUCUGUAUGUGAGUGGUAAUGCUCUUGAGAGUUGCCUUCAGCCAGAGAACUGUGUACCAGUAAAACCAUGGAAAUGUGAAGCUGAAGACACUGCACUUGUGGAUCUUAUACCAUUUCUUGAAUAUGUUGCACGCAAUAGGCCUGCUGAUAUUCGGCCUGUACUAGCUUCAUAUCAAGGACAUGAUAUAGCCAAAGAAUUCAUUGAACGUUCUAAAGAACAUCAAAGGAGAAUGCAGGAGCAGAAGCAACCGGGGCGUCUGUGGCGACGCUGAGUGAAUCUGUUAGCGGAGGAUUUGAGAUUGAGAAUUGAUGAUAUAAUGAAUUAAUGAGUAUGAAACUGUUAGGCUGCAUUGCAUGCGUAUGAUAUAUGAUGAUAUGAUAUCAUAAAAUAUAGAGAAUGAUUUAGUUAGUGAGAUUGGAUUCUUCCAUCUCAUUUUGUUGUCGCUUGGUAUAACCAUUUUUGGAUCCCCUAAAUGUCUUUCUUACUUUUCUCUCAAGUUUGAGAAUAAAUAUACAUACACUCGUACAUGGCCC
Molecule: messenger RNA, 1546 nt
Organism: Lactuca virosa
Lineage: Eukaryota; Viridiplantae; Streptophyta; Magnoliopsida; Asterales; Asteraceae
Source: the annotation of a GenBank genome assembly